CUCGCAAAAUGGCGGGUAGGUUGAAGCUGAAUAGCGCUUAUACACCUAAUUCUAUGAAUACUUUGAAAGCUGGGGAAAAUUAGCGGAAAAUCAACCAUGAGAUCUCUAAAAAAGCUUGCCUCUCGGUCUUCAAUUCAACAGACGAAUGCCGAGUAUGAAAGACGAGAAGUGACGCCGAGCCAAAGUAGUCAACAGAAUGCGGAGAAUUUAAACCUUUUGGAUGUUCAUUGGAAUAAUUCUAAGCAAAUCAUGUGCUUAGAGGAAAGAACGGUGACUCCUCAAGAGAAGUGCAAGAUUUUAGUGUAUCAUUUGAAUGAAAUUAUUGAAAUUUUAACUGAUGAGAAGGAAGACGAUUACCCAGGACCCUGCAUCAAAUAUGCCAUCGAUGAGGAAAUUUUCCAAAUUUUGUAUUUAUGGAGUACCGAAUCACCAGGGUCUUUAAGAGAUUUAAUAAUGAGAACCGAGCAGAUGCGGAUUUAUAAAAAAUUCAUUGAUAGAUGUAAAGCUCCUAUUUUAUUGUAUGAGCAAGUUUGGAAACCUUUGCUUUUGCUACUUCACUCUUGCAACACCGUGACGGCUGACAUGGAGGCAGACUUUGUAGCAAUAUUGAAGAGCUUGUGCGUCUGUGUUAAUCGAGAAGCUGCUCUGUUAGACUUAUUUUUCCUGGAUAAUCAUAACGAGAGGAACAUUGGGUCGCUCUCGAUCUUUUCUCUGCUAAUUCCGUACGUUCAUCGAGCUGGAGAUGUUGGCGCGUGGGCUCGCGAUGCUGUUCUCUUGUGUAUGGCUUUAUCAUCAGUAGACCAUAGAUUGGGGAGCUAUAUCAUCGAGAAGACCAAUUUUUGCCCCGUUCUUGCAACAGGUUUAAGUGGCCUAUUCUCAGACCUCCCAACAUCACUGGACAUUCCAUCUGAAGACUGGUACUCACUGGAAAGAGGACUGUGGGCAACAUUUCCUGAACUGGUUGCUUUUUUGACUUCAUUAGAGUUUUGUAAUAAUGUUAUUCAGAUUGCUCAUCCUAAAGUACAGUCUAUGCUUCUCGAGCUUAUCUAUAAUGGAUUUUUAGUCUCUGUGAUGUCUGCAGCCUUGUCACAGAGCUCUGUUGAGGCCCUUACAGCAGUCACAGCCUAUGUUGACAUGUUUCUUAGAAGUAUCACUGACUCCAAGCUCAUGUCUGUAUUUGUAAAGUUUAUCUUGGUAGAGCAAUGUGAUGGCACUCCUCUUCUGGAGUAUUUAGUGUCCAGGAUAAGUCAAGAAUCACAGUUGUCAGUGGUGUCACUUGGAUUAUUUUACACUUUGCUGGAUUUGAAUUGUGAAGAUAUCAUGUACACUCUUGUUCUGAGGUACCUCAUUCCAUGUUCUCAUAUUUUGAGCAGUCAAAAGCGAACUGUCCGAGAGGUGGAUUUUUACAGCAAAAGUGCGGCGAAAUUUUUGUCACUUAUUCCAUCAUGUUGUGAGAUGUACCAUCAGACUAGCAAACCAACCUCUCCUUCAUCAUCAUCAGAAAGUCUCAAUAAAUCCAUUGAAGGAAAGGUCAAGAUCGACUUGGGAACAUCACAUGACCUUGUAUUAUACAGRCCAAAUCUCAUGAAUACGCAGUACAGUGAAGUACAGUCAGACUACAUGGAUUACCUUGCUGAUGCCCGUGCAGCUAUCAGAUAUUGUGCAAUGCGCUGCGCAUGCUGGAGCUCCACUUACGACGGUGCUGACGCUUCGUCGAUGGACUCACCCGAUGAAGAAAAACGACGAGCAGCCUCGCUUUUUAAUGGUUCAGUUGAAUAUGCCCGAAGCCUGUCCGACUCCUCUUCGGUGCGUUCGGGAAGUGAAAGUAAAAAGCUGAGAUCAGCGUCUGACAUCGACAACCAAAGUGCGGAGAGCUGUUUAGGGCCGUUCUUGACCACCAUUUUUAAAAAGCUGGAAAACAUGCAUAAUAACACGUUCUAUGUCAAUUUGAUUCUUACGGCAGUGAUAACACGGUUAUCGUACUAUCCCCAGCCAUUGGUGAAGUCGUUUCUACUUAAUUACAAUAUGGUGCUCAAGCCAGGGGUGCGAUCUCUCUUUCAGAUUUUAAGUUCCUUGAAAAUCAAAGUCGAAAAUGUGGUGGAAAAUGUAGACGGUCUUGAAAAGCUCCUGAGAAGAGCACGAAAGAAUCUUGUUCACAGAGAAGAAAAGAGCAAAGCAAGUAUACAAACUGCCUUCAUUGAAACGCAGCAACCCGUCGUCAAAGAACAGAGAAGAGUUUUUGAUAGUUCUCGAUCUCCAAAACACUCCUACCGCACAAAAGCUGAAUAUUCGUUGCUAAGCGCUGUAAAACUCUUGAAAGAUGGACCUCCGCCGUCAUUAACUAAAGCAACAAGUUAUGGAAGUAUCGACACUAAUAGCUCAUCUUCAAGUUUAUCUUUAACGGAAUCUAUAGAGACACCAGAAUCGAUGAGCCCACUGUACGGUAGUACCGGAGAGUUAAGUGACUGCGCAAGCCCGAAGGUAGCGACACCURUUGCAAGCCCAAAGCCUUGGCAUAAAUGGAAACAGGGUAGCGAAGGAGCGAAGAACACAUUUAAACGGAAAAAUCCKAAAAYGAUUAAAAAUGCGGUGUAUUGUGUUAUUGUAUUAGAAGAAUGGCUAAAAGAACUAGCAGCCAUAUCACAAGAACAUGCUUUGUGGCCAAUGGAAGAACAUUCCGAUGUACCAUCAUAAAUUUGAAUUAAUUAGAGCAAAUGAUCGACAGUCAAUCACGAAUUAAAUAAAUUCAGCAUAUACACACAA
Exaiptasia diaphana is the source of this 2763-nucleotide messenger RNA. Its product is annotated as UPF0518 protein v1g243165. NCBI's taxonomy places the organism in Eukaryota, Metazoa, Cnidaria, Anthozoa, Actiniaria, Aiptasiidae. The transcript has 8 exons. The record is from RefSeq and is a predicted model, not a curated record. The coding region runs from base 97 to 2694 and encodes 865 amino acids.